AUGCACGUGUACGCUCUUAUGGUGGCAGCCGCCGCGGUCGUGGUCCCCGCUAUAGCUGACAGCAGCACCUAUCAGGGGCCUGUUGUUAACACAACAUCGACCACCAGCUCCAGCAGCCAAACCGUCCCCAGCAGUGGCUCAUCGUCUUCGCCAUUACCCACUGUGGAGCUCGACUAUACUACCGUUCAAGCUGUCGGGGGUAACGCCACCAUCGGAUACUUCAAGUACCAGAACAUCCGAUUCGCCAAGGCACCGACGGGCGAUCUCCGUUUCUCCGCACCCGAGUGGCCAGACAUUGAAACUGCGAUCAACACGGGCAACCUGGCUGAGGCCGACGUAAGCUGUAAAACUUCCGAAGACUGCUUGUACCUGGAUGUGUGGGCACCAGCUGAUGCAGCUGGCCGGAAUCUUCCUGUCAUGGUGUGGACGUACGGUGGUGGAUUCACGGGCGGAUCCAAGUCGGGAGUGACCCCCGAGGGCCUCUUCGAUCUCUCAACCGACUUUGUAUAUGUCGCGUACAAUUACCGCGUUGGCAUUGCGGGUCUUGCAAACGGCCCGACGUACCAACAUGAAGGCGGUGUGGCCAACCUGUGCGUCUGGGAUUCGCAGCACGCCUUCGAAUGGGUGCAGAAGUACAUCAGCAACUUCGGCGGCAACCCGAACGACGUGACGGCCGUCGGGUUUUCGGCUGGUGGCUCUCAAGUGAUGUUUCAGAUGACUCGCUUUGGCGGCAGGGCUCCCCAGUUGUUCCACAAAGCGUACAUCAUGUCACCGGGUUACGUCCCAGGCGCUGGUCAUCACCAUGCUGAGCAGUUCUGGCAGAACGUGUCGUCUUCCCUGGGUUGCAACGGUGGCCACCUCGACUGCAUGCGCGAGAUUUCGUACGACGCAUUAGUCAAUGCCUCCAACACCAUCGUGGACAACUACACGUACCAAAUGCAACCACGCGUGGAUGGCUUUAUCAUCCCAGACACAUACGAGGCAAACCUGUAUCAGGGCCACUUCAACUUCUCUGGACCGUGCGUCAUUUCACACGCACUACACGAGGCCAAUAGCAGAGCGUACUCGGGCGUCAACACACAAGAGGACGUGUCCACGUAUGUUCGCAUCUUCUUCCCAGGUAUUUCGGACGAUGCUGUGGAGACACUCUUGGAGUUGUACCCCGAGGAGGACUACGAAAGCGCUGGUCUACGAUUCGCCGACAUGAAACAGUCAUUUGACUUGACAGACAAGAACAUCGCACUAACGCAUGCCCUCAAUAACGAGACCUGGAACGCCCAGGUCGCGCUUGGAGCCGCCUCGCACGGUGCUGACCAGAACUACUACUGGUACAGCACGUACACUCUCAACACGUCGUCGAACAGCUCGUCGGAAGCGGAGACUACGGACGCAACAGAAGCUGCCGGCGUCGGUGCCGUCACAACGGCGGUGAACGCGACCAUCGCCGUUUCCAUGCAAAAGUAUCUCGUGUCGUUCGUGCUCACCGGCAACCCCAACUCGGUAUGGUCCGAGGACAAGAUUUACUGGCCAAUGUUUAAUGAGUCGAGCGUGGGAGCGCAGAUCGUGCUCAACGACACAUUCAGUGUAGCGGACGACAGCCUGGCCAAUGCCAAGAGCCUGUUCUGGAAUAAGGCGCUGUGGUAUUAA
This is a messenger RNA of Phytophthora nicotianae INRA-310, 1647 nucleotides long. RefSeq lists its product as hypothetical. The coding region runs from base 1 to 1647 and encodes 548 amino acids. The transcript has a single exon. Lineage: Eukaryota; Oomycota; Peronosporomycetes; Peronosporales; Peronosporaceae. The record is from RefSeq and is a predicted model, not a curated record.